Ceutorhynchus assimilis (cabbage seed weevil) is the source of this 897-nucleotide messenger RNA. Lineage: Eukaryota; Metazoa; Arthropoda; Insecta; Coleoptera; Curculionidae. The record is from the annotation of a GenBank genome assembly.
AUGCUGCGGACUAUAUUCAAAACUAAGAACACAGCCACGAAUGUUGUAGAAGACAUUUCACACAGCCUCAAUGAAGAUGAAACGAAUCCCACUGAAACCAAUGUUGAUAUUCAUCACCAGGAAUACAUCGUCCAUCAGUCUAGCAUAUUACCAGUAAAGAAAAAGGAAUUUAUUUCUCCAGUACCAAUGAAAAUAAGUAAAGUUGAUGAUUCAAAUGCAGGUGAAGCUUUGAAAUGCAUGAAAACGCUUGCCACCACGGUUUUGAAACGUGAUGAAUAUACUGCUUAUGAGGAACAUAUUGCUAAUAAAUUUAGAAACAGCAGUAGAUCAAAGCUGGAAAUAGCAUCUGCUCAGAAUGCAAUUGAUAAUAUCUGCUUUAAAUUAUUGAUGGGUGAAUUUUGUAACAUUCGUACAACUACAUCAUCCUCUGCAGUAAGUUCAGUGCAUUGGGUUCCCCACAACUCAGCAUUUCCCCAGCGACGUCUCCAUCGCCCCAACUUGCUACAGUUUGUUAGGAAAAGCAUAUUCAAGAGCUGCAUCGAUGGAAAUUUCCAAAGUCCAAAAGCAACAAAAAAGUUUAAGAAGAAUUUAAACUUUCAACCGAAAUCAUCUGAAAAAAUUAAGAAAAAUUACACUUCUCAAAAGAAAAAGCAAAAAGUUGUUGUUUCCUCGGAUUCCUCGGAAUCAGAAGAGGAAGUCCAAUAUGCUGAUUCGGAAGAUGAUAUGGAUCCAGAAGAAGAAGAUGUGGAUUGCUCCUUCUGCUUGGAGUCAUUUUCUUCAGAUAAAGGAGGAGAAAAAUGGGUGAAGUGUUGUAAGUGUUACAAAUGGUGCCAUGAAGCAUGUGCUGGUGCUGAAGACAAAAAAAAAUAUAUCUGUGACUUUUGUAUGGAUGGAUGA